AUGUCACCUUCAAUUGACGUUAUAGAACCGAAACUAAACGAAAAUCUAUCGCAUCUCAAUGAAGAAACUUUGAAUAACUUGUUGGAGUUGCUUUCCAAGAUCAAAACAAGAGAAAACUUAUUGAUUCUAGAUCAAUCCUUAUCAAAUCUAAUCAAUUAUUUAACUCCUUUUUCCAAGUUGAAAUCCGAAGGUAGAUUCGAUAAAAUCAUAUGGUAUAAGUCGUUACCUAUUCAUAAACAUCAAAAUGAAGAGCUUCGAAAUAUUAUUGAGCAGUUUGAUGGAUUGAUUUUGAUAGUUGAGUAUAAUCAAGCUAAUUUAAAUAUUUUGAAAAAAUUUAAUGAAAUAUUGACUAAACAAUUCAAACAGAUUAAAAUCAGCUUGAUAAUACCAAACUUGGGUAAAAACCAUGUAUUUGAAUUAAAUCAAGUAUUGAAUUUAGAGUUUCAAACGUUCGAUAAGAUCUUGAGAAAUAAUUCAAAAUGGAGUAAUUUAAACUUAUCAAGUUCUAUCAAGCUAUUUAACUGGGUCGUUAACCCUUUCUAUUACAAAGAUGAUAACUUGAUUAGCUUGGGAAUGAAUUUUGGCGGAUUGGAAUCGUAUUUCAAUCAACCUUUAGAACAACUAAACCAAUUAUCUGAUGAUUUCAUCAAAAUUAUUACUCCUGGAGAGUCAAAUAACCUUGAUGACUUGAUCAAGUUGAAAAAUAUCUACGGGAAGGGAGAUCAUUCGAAAUUAUUAAUAAAUUUAAUUCAAAAUGAAAAAUUACCCGAAUUUUUCAAUGCAAAUUUAAAUAAAUUGGAACAAGAUUUUUAUAAUAAUAAAUUGUCGGGAAAUACUGAUUUGAUAGUUUUAGAAAGAAAUUUGGAUUACUUACCAAUUUUUUUCAAUCAAUUGAAUUACCAGGGGUUAAUUGAUGACUUAUUUGAGAUAGAAGAUGAGUAUAAUCAAAGCUUUAAAAAUAAUGAAGAAAGUUAUAAACUAAACGAAGAUGAAUUAUUUAAAAAUUUGAAAGAUUUAAAUUUUGCAUCAAUAGGAAAUAAAUUAAAUAAAUUAGCUAAAUAUAUCCAAUUUCAAUAUCAGCAAAAGGAUAAUUUGAAAGAUUUAAAAGAAAUUAAAAAAUUGGUCAAUAAUUUGGGUAGUUUAACUACCAAACAAGACUUAAUUAAAAAGCAUACUUCAAUUCUGGAAUCAAUUUUAACUUUUAUCAAAGCAAAUGAUAGAAUCAUGCCUUUUAAUCAAAAUGAAUUUUUUUUACAAUUUCAAAAUGAUUUAUUUGAUUUAGAUUAUAAACAACAGAUUAAUUACCUUAUUCGAUUUCUCGAUGAAAACUAUCAAUUAGAUAUAAUCUUACUGUCAAUAGUAUUAAUCUCAUUGAUUAAUGAUGGUAUAAAAGAGAAAGAUUUUGAUAUAAUUAAAUUUGAAUGUAUUCAAAAUUAUACCAUUGAAAGCUUAUUGAUUUUGAAUCAAUUAAUUGAUAUCGAAUUGAUUCAUAUAAUCCCGACCGCCAAUAAUGAUUUCCUUGGUGCAUUGACUGGAUUAUCAUUGAGUAAUAACCAACCAUCCCACCACCAAUCGUCAUCUCAACCUUCGACCCCUCAAAAUGAAAACUUGGUUUCCUACGAUGGAUUAAACCAAUUGGGGAUUACUGCCGGUCAAAAAAUUUAUCAAAAUAACUACAAUCUUAUCAAUAAGUUUUGGAAUUUACACCCGUUAAUCGAGGAAGAAUACGAAGCUACAUCUACUACUAUUGACACCGAUGAUGAUACAUUAAUAAGCGAGUACCCCCAUGCCUCAUUCACCUUACCUUCCAAUACGGUUCCCUUACUUUAUCGAUUAGUUGAGUCAUUAUAUUUCCGAGACUUUCUCAAAUAUAAACCCACAAAUAACCUAUCGAGAAGACCUAAUUGGGAUAAUCUUGGGUUGGAUAAUAUGUUCAAGGGGAAAACAGUUGACAUCAACUUAUGUGACAAACUGGAUGAAAUGAAGACCAUUAGUAAAAAUAAAGAAUAUAUCAUCAUUAUACUAAUUGGAGGUAUCACCCGAAGUGAAAUAACAACUUUCAAGUAUUUGCAACAAAAAUUCUCUAAAAAUGGUUAUAACAAAGAAAUCAUCAUACUUACCAGUGGGAUUGUGAACAGCAAAAAAUUCUUUCAUCUCUUCAAAUCUACAUAG
Messenger RNA from Hyphopichia burtonii NRRL Y-1933, 2172 nucleotides. RefSeq names its product tethering complex ATP-binding subunit (gene VPS33). Gene Ontology annotation, biological process: vesicle-mediated transport; intracellular protein transport. The coding region runs from base 1 to 2172 and encodes 723 amino acids. Gene Ontology annotation, cellular component: fungal-type vacuole; CORVET complex. The transcript has a single exon. The record is from RefSeq and is a predicted model, not a curated record. Lineage: Eukaryota; Fungi; Ascomycota; Pichiomycetes; Serinales; Debaryomycetaceae.